GUACGAGUCCGGCGACAAGGGGGAUUCGUGGACGGAGGCACUCUUGGACACUCUCUCGCGUGUGGGGCAACAAAAAGGGCGAAGAAGCGAAGGGCGUUGGGAGUGGGUUCACCACAGCGACUAUUGAGAACAAGGACGUGAUGCUCGUUACUCUGCCGGUGUAUUCAAACAGAAAGGGAAACGAAAAGGGCGUACUUCAUCUUUGGCUGACAGAUAAUACGCACAUUGUUGAUAUUGGGGCGGUGUCCGGUGAUUAUGACGCUGCCGCCAGCUCCCUGCUGUACAAAAGUGCUGGAAGUGGAAAUAAUAAUGAGAGGUUGAUUGCACUGUACGAGAAGAAGAAAGGCGGUGGGGAAUCAUCACUCGGUAUGGUCUCUGUGCGUCUGACUGCGCAGCUGAGGCGGGUGAAGGAGGUGCUGGCGACGUGGAAGGAAGUGGACAAACGUGUCUCCGAGCUGUGCCCCUCUCCAGGUACUGCGAAGAAUCCCUCAGCUGGCAGUGGCUGCAGCACUGUUAGGAUCACGGAUGGGCUGGUUGGCUUUUUUUCCGGCAACUUCUCUGGUGACACAUGGAGGGACGAGUACCUCGGGGUGAACGCCACAGUGAAGAAAGGAACGAAUGGGGUGGCAACAGGGUAUGCGGAUGGAGUGACGUUCCGGGGAGCGUGGGCGGAGUGGCCUGUUGGCGAGCAGGGGGAGAAUCAGCUGUACCACUUUGCGAACUACAACUUCACUCUUGUGGCGGCGGUGUCUAUUCACGAGGUGCCGACGAAGGGAGAUAACCCCAUUACAUUGGUGGGUGCGACGAUGAACGACGAUAAGAAUACUGUGCUCCUGGGACUGUCGUACGACAAAGAGGGGAAGUGGCAGGUGCUGUGCGGUGGCAAAGCGACCAAGGAGCUCCGCAGUAAUUGGGAGCCAGAGAAAACGUACCAAGUGGCCAUUGUGCUACGGAACGGCAAACAGGGCACCGCGUACGUCGAUGGUCAGCGUGUGGGAGAUGCGUCAUGUGAAUUGAAAAACGUGGAUUCGAAAGGAAUCUCACGCUUCUACAUUGGAGGGGAUGGAGGCAGCGCAGGGAGCAAAGAAGACGUGCCUGUGACCUUGUCGAAUGUCCUGCUGCACAACCGCCCGUUGGAUGACAAUGAGAUCCGCGUCCUCAACGCAAACAAAAUUUCUAUUCCAAAGCUGACAGAUCUGAAAACAUUGGCGGCAAGAGCAACGGAUGAAGGUACCGCUCGUGGCAGCACUGUUUGCGGAGGCGGACUGCUGCCGCUGCUCCUUCUGCUUGGAUUGUGGGGGAUUGCCGCUUCUUGA
Messenger RNA from Trypanosoma cruzi, 1316 nucleotides. RefSeq names its product trans-sialidase, putative. The annotation marks the transcript as partial. Gene Ontology annotation, molecular function: exo-alpha-sialidase activity. The record is from RefSeq and is a predicted model, not a curated record. The transcript has a single exon. Lineage: Eukaryota; Euglenozoa; Kinetoplastea; Trypanosomatida; Trypanosomatidae.